AUGAAGGAUUCGAAGAAAAAAGCACAUAUCUACAUCAAGCCAGAAUGCGAACUUUGCGAUCAAACUAUUCACGCCGACGAGUGGACCGUAGCCUUGCUUGGGAACGAGGAUGGCCUCAGCCCGUCAUAUUUGACCAACAAGUUCCGAUUUCCAGAGUCUCAGGAUGUCGUUGAAACAGCAGACGAGCUAAUACUGUGCCAACGUCUCAAAUGCAAGACGUGCGAAAUGGCUCAUCCAUCUGUGACAGUACAUGCGAACUGUUACCGUGUUUUUCAGCAGUCUUAUCGUCGAGAAGAUGCCAUGGACGCUAUAUGGGUCGCUUCAGCAUGGAAGUCCCCUUGGCGAUACCGACCUCCUCAGCGCAAGCCUCGACUUGAUCUCACUGACAUGACGUUGGUGUCAAUAGGGGGGCCAGUUGCCGAGGCCAUUGGUAUCUCAGGUCUGGCGCUUUUGCCGUCAGAAGUGCUCCAAAUGGUCAGGCCUUAUAUCCCUGAUAAUCUCCUCUGGCGAUAUUCUCUUAUCCAAAACAUUGCUGAAGAGAUGUUGCGGCCCUUCCAAAAUCCCUUCGAGCCUCAACACGAUGCUACUCGCUUCGCUCUGGCGGCAGUGAAAGCUUGGAAACGCGAUUCGAAAGGGAUGGAUACUACUUGUGAUGAGAGCAAAUCAGAGUCGUUUAUCGUCAGACUUACAGUUGACUGUCUUGGCUUGAAAGAGAUCCAAAGAUUACAUGAUUGGCCAGAGUAUGACCACACGCGGUCCAACACUUACACAUACGUUUUCUUCACGCAAGGACAAGCGGACUUACCAUUUUGGGACACGCCUAGCCCUCCCUUGAGAGGAUUGAAAAUGUUUCCGCGGCCGGAUCGUCCAGGUUCCAUCCGAUACCGCACUGUCGAUCUCCUCAAUACCACAGGACUUACCUUCUUCUUUCUGAGAGGCUACAUAGUGGCAGUUCACUCCCACAAAGCGAACGCACCAGUUGCAGAACCGACCAUACAACAUUUCUCUCAAUAUGAACGAGACCAGAUGAUAUGGACGCACAUCCCUAUAUCUAGUACUGAUAGCCUGCUCCGGAUCGGCGUGGGGGAUACUUGGCAAAGACAAAUAGAGCGGGCGGUAGGGCAAUGCCGGGUUGGUAUUGACCCUUUUAAAGCUUACGAAGAGCCCUCCUGGUUUUGUUGCCGCGACAUCUAUGAUUCAGAAUCAGGAUCACUGGUAGAUACCGGAAGUUGUGUUGUUGAGUGUACGACUGUCACGAAUAACCACAGGCAUGAUGAACCUGGCGACAUUGAUAAUUGGCAGUGUAUGCGCGCAGGAGCAGGAGUGUAUCUUGAGUUCCGGUGUGACAACAAGACAGACACUUUUGGUAUGUACAUUCGACGUGAUGAGAAAGAGGACGACGACUAA
Messenger RNA from Fusarium tjaetaba, 1407 nucleotides. RefSeq lists its product as uncharacterized. The record is from RefSeq and is a predicted model, not a curated record. The transcript has 4 exons. Bases 1 to 1407 code for a protein of 468 amino acids. NCBI's taxonomy places the organism in Eukaryota, Fungi, Ascomycota, Sordariomycetes, Hypocreales, Nectriaceae.